AUGUUUUCAUCCAAAAAAGAUAUUGAUCGCCACGUGAAAACGUCGUUAAACAAGCUGCCGGAAAAUGAGCGCUAUCUCCGGGGAUUGGUAAUAGCAAGACAGUACUUUAAACUGAAUGAAUAUGCGAGCGCCGAGCAUUGGCUGUCCUGUUACUUAUCGGUCCAGGAAGACAGCGCCCCGGCACACAAACUACUGGGCCAGUGCUACGAGAAACAACGCAAGUAUGACCGGGCCGUCACGUCCUACCAGCGCUCGUUGCAGCUCGACUCAAAGCAAACCGGACUGAUCACCGACGUCUGCAAGUUGCUGCUGGCGGAUGACAAUCUAAGCAAGAACCUGGCGAAGGCGAAGCAUUGGUGUGAUUUGGCCGAGUCUGAGCGCAUCAACCACGAGGCCGUGCUGAAUCUAAAGUUGAAGGUGGCCAACAAAGAUACCAACGGCAGCGAUCAGCCACUGGUCAAGGACAUCAUACUGCGGGAAAUAAUCGCCCGGCCGCUCGAGCCGGCGUUGCGUGUCCGGUUGGUCGACCACUUCCUCGAGGAGCGCAAGCUGGACGAAGCUUUCAAGUACUGCUUCGAUUUGGAGAUGAAAUUUUCCGAAACCUUUCUCCAGUCGACCGAGUGGACCAAUGGCGUCGCUAAGAUGCUGUCCAAAUACACGGAAUCAGCGACCGGUGGUGGUGUGGCGCCAAAGAAUUGGCACUACUAUCUGUUACAGGCGAUCGUCCUCGAUCGGCAAAUCUAUCUCAAUCUACUGGCCGACUCGACCAUGGAGUCGAUCAAGCGAAGCAACAUGAAGGAAAUCGCGCACAGGCUGUACGACCUCGAUCAGACCCUGCGUCAAGUGGCGGACAAGGGUCGGAACGCUGCGCCCCAGACGCAGUUGGCCGAUGAGUAUCUGCGCCACUAUCGUGGCCAACUUCUGCUCUAUUCGGCUUCACUGUUGUUCAAGGGUGCACAGGAUGCGGCUGCCGGUUCGGGUUCGGUGCGUGCACGAGAUACGACGCGAAAGUGUCUCGCGUUGCUACUGCUGGCCUAUCAGUGCGGCGUACCGAGCCCGGAUGAGGUGUGGUUGAAGCAGAGCAGCGAGGUAGCUCGCCAGGUGAUGGCUUUCUGGAACAAACAGGCCGCAUUUCGGUGUUGCCAAGCUGGUGCAACGGUGCUGUCGUGCGUCGACGAAAGUAUGGACGCAUCGGUGUUGGCCCAAAUACAGAGCGUCACUGAGUCGAAAGUCUGGACGACGGUCGAUGAUCUUAUGAACCAGAUUCGCCAACUAUGUUCCGAUGCGGGGUGGAGGAAAACCGUAUUUCGUUCGCUGCAUCCUUCUGGCGAUUCCGGUUCGAAGGCAUCGGCCGCUUCCUACUUUGUGCAGAACGGAACCGCGUUUGGUGAACCGCAGUACGUGCUGCCGAAACGGGAGGAGCUCGACCUGUACCUCGAGCUCGCUCAGUCUCUCUUUCCUUCGUCGUUGCCGUAUCUCGUCUAUCUGGGGCUUGCGAUGGGUACCGAAAACUUGGCCGACCUGCGCUGCCGAGCGUUUCCGAGGCUCAACUUUUCCACCAACAACCUGGACAACUGCAACCUAGAAACUCUGAACCAGCUCGAUAUGGAUUCAUUCCUCUACUGCUCCAUUUUGGUAGCGCGCAGCAACCUGGACAGCGAGCGUCACCAUCAGCAGCACCGCUUGGGAACUGGAACCGAGCGGCCCGGUUUUCUGCCGGCGGCCAAUCUCAUACCGUUGCUGUGCGAAGAAAACAAAAUCGACUGGUGGUGCACGGCGUAUCAUCUGAUCCGCAGCAGUACGGCGAAGGAUGCGGCCCUGAGCGUGGCCGAACAAAAGCAGCUUCUGCUGCACGGUUUGCAGGCGGUUCGCGGAACUGGAGCGCCACUGAGCGAUGCGAUUGUGUUGCUUCAUUUGGGGCAAAUUCUUGCCAAACGCGCGAUCGGUAGCGGAUCGUUACUCGCGCCCGAGGAACGACGCCACGUUGAGGGUCGGGCCGAGGCCGUCUACCGUGCCGGGGUGCUCCUGUGGAAGAUUCGCAGUGAAUCGAGUGCUCCUCCUGCGUCGACCAUGUUCUUCCGCUAUGGGUUCGAGUCGUACGAGUGCCACCAGGAGACGGUAAAACUGGCGGAAACCGCAGUCACCUUUCUGGCCGGCACCUACUUCAAGCACGGUCGGCACCUAGAAUUUACGCAAGACUUUGCCGGUAUCGCACUCCCAUUUGCGGCCUACUUCCGGGCGGAAGCGUUCAAGAAGCUGGACGAAUCGAACCAUACACCUCUGAAGGUGAAGAAAAUGUACGCCGAGCGGGCCCGGGAGUGCAUCAGACAGACCCAGCAGUAUCUUGGGCUGCCGUACGUCGACCGCAACCAUCCGCUCAACCACGUGGUGCAGAGUGAAAUGAAACGUUUGUGCUUCGCAAACGAUUCGUUGGAUGGCACACUCAACACAUCGGCGAACGGUGCCGGCGCGGGGGACGAAAGCGAUCACUUCCAGUCGUUCACCUCCGCGGUGACGGUCGCUGGCAACGGUAGCAGUGUGAUCCGUUCCGAGCGGGAAACAGUGACAGCUGUGGCGACGGCCGCCGCAACCGCUUGCCUCUCGAAGACCAACGAACUGGAAUCACUUAUCCGGCAAAUGAUGGAGACGCUUACGUUCGUGAAGGAGGACGUGCUUAGCAUUCGUAACGACAUGGGUGAUAUGCAGGAUCGGCUGGUCAAAAUCGAGGAGAACAUCUACCGUAAACCGACCGAAGCGGGAGCAAGCAAAGUAGGCGGCGGUGGGGCUGGCACUGUCACUGGCGGCGAUGAUCCGGCGACCGUAAGUGCGACGGCAGCAGCGGCCGCCGCAGCACUGCAAGCCAUGAACGAAAUGUAUCUGAUGGAUGAGUUGCAGAACUCGGCCGCGGCCGCAGCUGUCUACCAUCAUCAGGUGCAGGCAGCAGCAGGUCGUACAGCCGGAAUGGGCUUAUCACCGCAACCAGCACUACCUUACGCGGCGCUCUAUGGGGCAGCGGCCUAUCCGGCGUACUUGGCGCAGCAGACGCCGCCAUCACAUCAGGUUCAGUCGCAGCAUCAGCAGUCACCAGCGCAACAGCAGCAACUGCUAACCUCUCGCGGUCCCCUUGGAGUGCCCGUUGGAGCUUCGCCGCUACACGGCUAUCAGCAACCGGAACAGUUGCUGGCAGCGGCCAAUUCGCAGGCAGCUGCUGUGGCUAGUGCCUACCAUUCGAUUCCACAAAAUUAUCCGCAGCCACCGUUGGUCGUUCCACCGGUGAUGCCACCGGUAGGCGUUGCGCAAACCUCUACACCAAACGCCUCCCUGCAGAAGGGCCCCGGGGGCACUGGUGGCGCGGGCGGCUUGUCGAUCGAACAGUCUCUGCAAACACCGUCGCUGCUAACGAGCUGGAACAGCGCGUAUAACGGGGCUCCGGCGACCUUUACGAACCCGUCGGUGCCGGGCCCGAUCACACCACCGGCCACCGUUUCUUCCCAUCAUGCCCAUCAUGCGCCGGCAGAGAAGGGUGGCGCUCCGGUGAAUGUGGUUAUCACCAGCUCGGACCCAUUGCCACCGCGGGGCCCGCCGGCACACAGCUCUUCAUUCGCAGCCGGGGGCUCAGUCACGCAGCCGACUUACAGUGUGACGAUUCCGCCGCAGCACAUCAAACACAGUGCCACGGGUGGAAGCAUCGGUCAGGGCACGACGGCGGCUUCCACAGCGAAGUUGGAAGCGAUCUCACCUCCGAUAGCGAAGCCUCUAGCGGCCAACGUCGCCGCCGCCAACAACAACACAUCUUCCCCGUCGUUCUUUGCGCAGGCCGUAAGUUCUUCGCCGACGGUUAAAUCCUUGCUGGCGGGAGGUGGCUCUGUGAACGCGGGAGCCAACAACGACGAUGACGAUGAUGAUGUAAAAAAUAUUUCCGGCAGUGUCGAGUAUGAUCCGCGGCCAGACUUCCAGCCCAUCAUUCCGCUUCCGGAUGAGAUCGUGGUGCGGACGGGUGAGGAGGACGAGGAACAGAUCUUCACUGGCCGCUCCAAGUUGCUCCGCCUGGUCGAUCGCGAGUGGAAAGAGCGGGGCCUGGGUGAACUGAAGAUUCUCCGCUCAAAGACCGACCUAGCCAAGUACCGGAUCGUGAUGCGCCGGGAGCAGAUUCACAAGAUUUGCGCCAACCACUACAUCACGCCCGAGCUCAUCAUCAAGCCGAUGGAGAAGCGCAAGGAGUGCUACAUCUGGGCAGCGAUGGACUUUGCUGACGAGGAGCCACGGAAGGAAUCGUUCUGUGCCCGGUUCGGUACGGCCGAGCUCGCGAAACAGUUUUACGACGCGUUCGUCGCGGCUCGCGAUGAGGUUGCCCGCUUGAGAGCGAGUGACCCUGGUGCUGCCGGCGGUCCGCCAGCGGCAGCACAACCACCACCAGCGACCGUUCCUACAAGCUUUGCUUUCAGUGCACCCAAGACGGCCGGAACGGUGGGAAAAGCGACCACACCCACGACGGUAGCCGCCGCUACGGCAAAGAAGGAUCCUGUCGCUCCAUUCGGAGAAUUUACCUUUGCGAAGAACUACACACCGCCAACCGUCGUCACGGGAACGAAAGGAACUGGAGUGAGCGAACCGGCGGCCGCUCAAGGUGGUGCCAGCAAACCGAGCCCGUUUGCAUCGUUCACGUUCAAGGCCCAGACAACGGGCGCUUCGACCGUCGAGGGCAUUUCGUUUGGUAUUGGCGGAACUGCGGGUGGCGGCGUUGGUGCUGCAUCCAGCAAACCGCCCGCUAGUGGGUUCGGCGAUGCGUUUAAACCAAAAUCGGGCACCUGGGACUGUAGCGGGUGCUACGUAAACAACAAAGCGGAUGCCACUCAUUGUCUGGCCUGUAACGGGCCGAGGGAUCCUUCCAAGCCGGAUGAGGGCUCCGCAGGAAAACCAAAGGGAGGCUUGUUUGACAAUCUGGCCACGGCGGGAGGAGGUAGCAAGUUCACGUUCGGUAUGCCACAGCCGGUGGGCACGCCACCGGCACCGAUUACCUUCGGGGUCGCUCCCGGUGCUGUCACUAAAAAGCCACCGGUAGAGCUGGAUUCGGUAAAGACAACCACGGCCGCCGCCGCCACCGGGUUUGGUGAUAAGUUUAAACCGAAACCCGGCGCAUGGACCUGCGGCGGUUGCUAUCUCUCGAACGGGGCCGACGUGCUGUACUGCGCCAGUUGCGAAAGCCCGAAAGACGACACGGUGCCGAAGAAGUCCGCCUCCGGCGGCAAUGUUGGCGGGUUACUGAAGGCAGCCGACACGAUGCCCAAGUUCAACUUUACCGCUGGCGGUGGCUUUACGUUCGGUGUUCCUGCCACCACUGGCACAUCAAGCGUUCCCUCGAGUACGACUACUUCUUCCGCGCAACCCGCACCGCCCGUCUUCGGGUCCACGGCCGGUUCCGAAGGCUUCAUGUUCGGGGCAGGGGCAAGUCCUCUCAAACCACCGCGCGGCUCGCAAUCAUCAUCGGAACCGGUGGCCAAACCGGUGUUCAAGUUCGAGCUUCCUACACCGGCCGGUGGACUAUCGUUCGGUUCGAAGUUGAUCGCACCGACGGCCACGGAUAAGGCGCCUACGGUGACGGGCGUCGAAACGAUAAACCCGGCGUCGAAGGUGGAACCACCGGAGAAGGCCACCUUUGGAUUUGUGUUUAAACCGAAAUCGCCCGGCCGUACACUGAGCACCAGCUCGGGCGGCGGUGGUGCUGCCGAAGGUGCCGAUGAUGAUGGCACCGGCGGUGCCGGAGGUGACAGCAGCAUUACAGAGGAGGAGAACAACACCUACUUCGCGCCAGUCAUUGCGCUGCCGGAUAAGGUCGACGUGAAGACGGGCGAAGAGGACGAGGAUGUCCUGUACUCACACCGGGCCAAAUUGUACCGAUUCGUCAGCUCGGAGUGGAAAGAGCGCGGCAUUGGCGAUGUGAAAAUAUUGAAGCACAAAACUACGGGAAAACUGAGGAUGAUCAUGCGCCGUGAGCAGGUGCUGAAGAUCUGCCUCAACCAUGCCCUGACCGAGGAUGUGUGCUACUCAAAGAAGGACGAAAAAUCGUGGCAGUUUGUGGCGAAUGAUUUCUCCGAGGGCACGUUCGAGUUGAUGAACUUCUGUUUGCGCUUCAAAUCCGUCGACAUUGCGCAGGAGUUCCGCGAUGCGAUCACCGAUGCGCUGAGCGGGAAGCUCACUCCGAGCGGUGGCAAAGCGUCGCCCGGCACUGUCGCGGUACCUGCCGAGCCGCGGGAUAGUACCAUAAACACCACCACGUCCCCGUCGGGUGAUUUCAAUUUCUCCAAACUGAGCGACAUAUCGUUGAACGAACGCGAAACGCUCGAGAAGCUGAAGCUACCGUCCAACUUUUUGGACGCUCCGGCCGUCGCUUGCAGCGGCUGCCGGGGUUGUGAUGUGGAGGCGUUCACGUUUCCGGUCGUCGACGGCAGCAAGCUGACAAACGAAUCCCCGGACGAUAGUCCGCUACCGAUCGACAUCCGGAACGUGGCACCGCUUCCGUCGCAACACUCGACACCGAAGAAAGCAGUGAGCUUCGGGACCGCUCCCGUCCCCGGUGUUGGUAAUCUGUUUGGUAGUUUGACGUUCGGAGUGCCACCGGCAUCAACUGGUGGAGUCACAGGAGGACCCCAGCUUACAGCCAGCACCAAAACGAGCAGCUUCUUAGCGGCAGAGCAGAAAGUAUCGGGAACGAUGAAACCUUCGCUGACACCAUUCCUUGCACCGAAUACGAUCUUUGGUGGUGGACAACCGGCUGCUGCUGGUGCUGCACCGGCCACCGGUGAACCGACCUCACAAGCCGGUGGUGGUAAUAAGCUUAUUUUCGGAAGUUCACAAAGUGGCGUUGGCUCGGCCUCGGGCGGUUCUGGUGGUUCCAUCUUUUCUGCCUCCCUGAACACCACACCAAAGACAUCGUUCGUGCCAGCGCUGCCAUCGUCUACCGGCGUCGCUGCGCCCACCGAAACGAGUUCCACUACGACGGAGGAGGAUAAGAGCGCUUCUGAUGUGGGUGCCACAACGAACACACCGACACCGUUGAUACAGCAGGCCUCCCUAAGCACAACCUCCCCAGCUGAUGCGGGGGGCAAGCUAUUCGGCGCUAUCAGCUUCGGAGGUGGUACCACGACGCCGGCACCGUUCGGAUCCAUUGGCACAAAGAGUAUCUUUGGGGGUACAACAACCACUGCUCCCUCUACGGCAACUGCUCCGUCGAACCUUUUCGGCAGUGUGGUCUUCGGCGGCUCUAGCGAUUCGACGCCGAAAUCAAUUUUUGGUGGCAGCGUUGGUGCAGCUCCUAACGCGUUCUCGUUCGGCGGUCCUGCCAAACUGCCCGAGGGAAAGGUAGCGUCUACACUCAUAACCCCCACGGCAAAGGACGCUCCGCCAGUGCUCACGAUGGACGGCGGUGUGAGUUUUGCCGAUCUGGCCAGCAGCAGCCCUUCGGGCUUUGGUAGCUUCAAAAAGUUCGACGAUGCCAAAACCGGGAGUGCCGGUUUCGUGGGGCUAACGGUGAAGGAAGAUUUCUUUUCACGCUCAGCCGCCAGCAAACUCAACAGCAGCGCGGACGGCACCCGCAGUAAUGGUAACGCGGACGCGGGCGGUACUGGUGCUGGUGGCGGCGGAGGAGAAACGGCAGGGGAUGAAAACUACGAUCCGUACUAUGCACCGGUGAUACAGCUGCCGGAUGAGAUUGAGGUGCGCACGGGCGAAGAGGAAGAGACCAAACUGUUCGGCGACCGCGCCAAGCUGUAUCGAUACGAUUCCGACACGAAGGAAUGGAAAGAACGAGGUGUUGGUGAGCUAAAAAUUCUGCACCACCCGGUGCGAAACACAUACCGGCUGUUGCUGCGCCGCGAGCAAAUCUACAAGCUCGUCCUCAAUCACGCCAUCGGCGCCGACCUGGCCGUGACGCCAAUGAACAACUCGGGCAAAGCGUUCGUAUGGGGUGCACUGAACCAUGCCGAUGGUCCUCCCCAGCUGGAGAAGCUGGCUGUGCGCUUCAAGAACGAAACGAUCGCCGACGAGUUCCGACGAAUGCUGGAGAGCUGCCAAGAGAAGCUGCGCUCCCGGCCAGAUCUCGAGCCGGAUCAGGACUAAUAGAGGGCGCAUAAUCGACGAUGAGAGAGAGAGAGAGAGGACCGUUGCAGGGACCCUUAUGCUACGAUCAAAACGAUACACCGCCGGACAGGAAUCUAUUACACCCGUAACGUGCGUUUUAUUUAUAAGCUUGUUUCUGGGCCCUUAUCGCCACGCUCGCGCUGCACCGGUUCUUUUGCUCAUCCGCCGCCGUAUCAAGAAGACAACUUAGCGUAGAAGGUGCGAUCCAGUUAGAAUUUCCUGUUGCCGUUCUAGGGGUAGCAACGGGUCGUGCAGCGCUCAACGGGCGUUUCUUACAUUGAU
Messenger RNA from Anopheles bellator, 8418 nucleotides. RefSeq names its product E3 SUMO-protein ligase RanBP2 (gene Nup358). The transcript is spliced from 7 exons. Gene Ontology annotation, cellular component: cytoplasm; nuclear pore. Bases 1 to 8115 code for a protein of 2704 amino acids. Lineage: Eukaryota; Metazoa; Arthropoda; Insecta; Diptera; Culicidae. Gene Ontology annotation, molecular function: GTPase activator activity; protein binding. The record is from RefSeq and is a predicted model, not a curated record. Gene Ontology annotation, biological process: nucleocytoplasmic transport.